AUGCAAAAUUUGCCAAAAACUAUUAAAUCUUGUGGCAACACAUCAAACUUGCUUAGUCACGUAAAAAAUAUCCACAAGGCUACCUUUUUGGAUAUGAAUAAAGAAUAUUCACAAGUGUUGAGCAAUGUCAACUUACUAAAUAUCCACAGUGAAACAAUUACAAAAACAAAUGAAGCAGACUCUGAACCUGCUGUUCCCAGCCCUGAACCACUGCCAUCAAUAAGUACAGCUGUGUCAAAAUAUAUCCAUGUCGAUAAUCCUGUACCUCCGCCAUUAAAACGGCAAAAGUCGAUUGAUGAAAGUUUCAAAAAUAUAUCUGCUUAUUCGGAAAGCGGCAAUAAAACUUUGCAAGUCAAUAAUGCCCUCAUCUACAUGAUUUGCAAAGAUAAUCAACCUUUCACGAUUGUAGAAAAUGACGGAUUUCGUAAUAUUAUGAAAAUAACUGCACCGCAUUACAAGCUUCCAAGUAAGACAACAUUGACUUGCUGGGUUGAUGACAAAUAUGAUGCAUUAUCAGCUGUGUUUAAAAAUAAAUUAAAAUGUUUAGAAAAUAUAACACUUACAACCGAUAUGUGGACAGAAACAAUGAGUAUGAGAAGCUUUCUUGGAAUUACAGGUCACUUUGGUAUAUGUACCGAAUUUUUUUCUAUUACUCUUGGAGUAUAUCAGUCAUUUGACCGUAACACUUCGAAUCAUAUUGCUGAGAUGCUUCUGAAGUCUUGUUCUGAAUGGGACAUUGACGUUGAUAAAGUUUCGGCUGUAGUAACGGAUAACGCAGCAUCUAUGAUUAAGGCGGUCGAUCUGGCCUUAGGUAAAAAACACAUACCGUGUUUUGCGCACACUUUAAAUUUAGUUGCGUUAAAUGCGAUACAACACUGUCCAGAAUUACAAAAUCUAAUAACUAAGGUCAAGACCAUUGUAACAUGGUUCAAACAAAGUAAUACAGCAAGCAAUGAAUUAAGAAAAGCCACAGAAAAAGAAACAAAAACAGCGCCACCUAUGCUCAAUGCAUCAGAACUGUCAGUUCUUUCUUCUGUGUUACUAGUCUUAAGACCGCUCGAAGCUGCUACUAAAGAAAUUUCUGGAGACAGAUACUGCACAAGCAGCAAGGUGAUUCCGUUAGUUCAUUGCUUAGUUUUAAAAAUCCAACCUCUCCAAUUGGAAGACUCACUUGCCAAUGAAUUGAAAUCGUUUGUGCUUAAUGAAAUUGGAAAAAGAAUGGGCGCUAUCGAAAGAGUAACUCCACUCGCCAUAGCAACUGUAUUGGAUCCCAGGUAUAAAAAAAUUCACUUCAGAGACGCACUUGCUUGCUCUACAGCAGUCGCAAAAAUUAAAGACUUGAUGAAAAAUACUACACAAAAUGUCAAAAUGUCCGAAUCUGAUUCUGAUCAAUCUGAAAAACAAGAAGAGAGUUUUUCCUUAUGGGAUCAUCAUCACAAACUAGUAAGCAAGAAUUGGAAAUCAUCACAAUCAGAUGAUGCAAUUUCUGAUGAAUUAUCGAUCUACUUGCGUAGUCCAGUAUCAGGAAGACUCAAUGAGAAUCCUUUAGAGAUUUGGCAAGAUCUAAAAAUUCAAUUUCCUAAGCUUUAUAAGAUUGCCUUCAAAUACUUAACUAUUGUCGGAACUUCUGUUCCAUCCGAACGUUUAUUUUCAAAGGCUGCUCAAAUAGUCAAUCAACAAAGUCAUAGAAUGAAAGCAGUCGCAAAAAUUAAAGACUUGAUGAAAAAUACUACACAAAAUGUCGAAAUGUCCGAAUCUGAUUCUGAUCAAUCUGAAAAACAAGAAGAGAGUUUUUCCUUAUGGGAUCAUCAUCACAAACUAGUAAGCAAGAAUUGGAAAUCAUCACAAUCAGAUGAUGCAAUUUCUGAUGAAUUAUCGAUCUACUUGCGUAGUCCAGUAUCAGGAAGACUCAAUGAGAAUCCUUUAGAGAUUUGGCAAGAUCUAAAAAUUCAAUUUCCUAAGCUUUAUAAGAUUGCCUUCAAAUACUUAACUAUUGUCGGAACUUCUGUUCCAUCCGAACGUUUAUUUUCAAAGGCUGCUCAAAUAGUCAAUCAACAAAGUCAUAGAAUGAAAGAACACUCUCGCCCAUAUAUCCACAUCCUUGGCACAAUUGGCUUGACAAGAAAAAAACAACUCACACCAAAGUGCAAACAUCUAUAUAAAAAGCUGAUGGAGUAUUAUUCAGAUGCAAACAAUAUGCAAAAAAGAAUUAUGUCAAAUCAGUCAAGACUAGCUCAUGCUGAAAAUUUUGCUACUUCAAAAAUGUUUAUAUUCAUAUGA
This is a messenger RNA of Arctia plantaginis, 2280 nucleotides long. The record is from the annotation of a GenBank genome assembly. NCBI's taxonomy places the organism in Eukaryota, Metazoa, Arthropoda, Insecta, Lepidoptera, Erebidae.